AUGAGCAACGUGUGUUAUGAUCCCACAUCGGGUGCUCCCGUGCCCUGUGGUGGCUUCACAGGCAAGUGCUCAGCUUUCAUGAGCUUUGAUGGCUGGUACCAGACUCGUGCUCAGCUGGCCCGCGCAGGCUGAAGAGCCACACCACGUGAUCGCAACUGACCCUGCUUGCCUGCGCGCCUCUCUCACUUUCCACUGAACAGUCUACAACAGUUACGUGACCGACCCAGAGUACCAACGCUACUUCACCAUAGCAUGGACUGCAACGCUCGCCUUCGCCACGCUGCUGACGCUGCCGUCUGUCAUCGAAUCGCUGAGGAUGGGCCAAUGGCGCCGCCGGUCAUGGGCUGGUCUCGUGCUCGGCAUCUCGGAGCGUCCUUCCUCGGCGGCGUACCAACGCAUAGAGGAUCGUGCAGCCGAGCAAGAAUCAACCCAAACCGCACCCAGAAAUCCCUCUAGAUCAUUCCUCCACGGCCCCGUUGCCGUCCUUUCCUCCCUUUACGGCACCGUCUCUCGCUUCUCCCUCGGCGCACCCCUCGCAAAACGUUUCCCCCGCCUCGCCUUUCCGUUCGGCAAACUCGUACUCGUGCUCCUCAUCCCUCUCUUCUACCUCCUCACACUCUUCCCCGAGUCACAAUUACGAGAGAACCCCAAUCGAUUUGGCUUCCUCGCCCUCGCCGGGUUGCCACCUCUGUUCCUCCUCUCGUCCAAGAACGGCGCCGCGAGUUGGCUCUUGGGUAAGAGCUGGACCACAGUCAACUUUCUCCAUCGCUGGCUCGCGAGGACGAUCGUGUUGCUCGUUCUUCUUCAUUUCUACUUUUGGACCAUUCAGGUGAGUCAGCUCGACCCCACCCACCUCGUUGAGACAACCUUCCUGACUGCUCACCACCCACAGUACGCCCCCUCGGGAACGGCCGAGUUCCUCUCGGGAAGCAAAGAACGGCGCGGAAUAGGCGCCCUCUCUUUCCUCCUCUUGAUCGCCGUGUCCUCGGCCGGUCCCUUGCGUCGUUACUCGUACCCACUCUUUUUCUGCCUCCACUACCUCGGCAUUAUCGGGUUCCUCACCUUCGUCAAUAUGCACACCAUCUAUGCGCGCACAUGGGCGACCUGGUCCAUCGGUCUCAUUUACGCCAUCGACAUCUUUGCGCGCAUCGUCACCAUGAGGGUCAAACACGUCACUGUCGAACCCCUCGGAGAAGGCAUGACCAAAAUUCACAUACCAUUCGCCCACGAUGGUUGGCGAGGUGGUCAACACGUGCAGCUAAGGUUGUUCUUCACUGCCCCAGGGAGGUCGUUCUGGAGUUGUUUCAGGAGCUUGGAACAACAUCCUUUCUCCAUCGCCAAUGCAUCAUCCUCGACGACGGUCUUGCAAUCCUUUUUGACAUUGGGUGGGAUCGACCUCUACCUCCGAUCAUGUGGACCCACGACCUGGACUGAAGACCUCUACCAAACGGCCUUCCAAGCCCAACAAAUCAGCCAAGCCGACCCGCGUCACUUAGGCAAGAAACUCAAUCUCUUCGCCUUGCUCGAAGGCCCUUACGGUGGACUAGACGCCUUCGACCCGCUGAAGCAAGAAACCCUGCUUUUCCUCGCCGGUGGAAGUGGGAUGAGUUUCGUCUUGGGAACAUUGGACGAAGUGGUUGGGAAUAGAAUUAGGACUCGUCAAGGCGGUCGGAUCGAGGUAGUUUGGGUCGUACAUCGUUUCGAACACGUCGAAUGGUUCCGUCUGCCUCUACAAGCUUUGAUCGAGGCUGCUUCGACAUCGGGUCUGGAUCUCGUCGUCGAUCUUCAAAUUUACGUCACAACCCCUUUUCCCGAUAAAGGCCUCGACUCUGAAACCCCUUUCCAGAAAGUCGUCAACGCCAGACCCAACCUCCCUACCCUCAUCCAAUCCUCCAUCGACGCGACUCUAACCCCUUGUCGACGUUGUUAUCCUAUUUGUCGAUGCGCCGAUCUGAGACAGGAUGGAAUGUGCGGUAAUGAUGACGAGGAAUGUGUUGGGUCAGGGACGGUUGCGAAUCUGAGGGAGUCGAUUGUUGAGUUGGACGGAGAGGGGUGUGGGACAGAGAAGGGGAAGAAGAGCUGUUGUUAUCGAGUCGGUUCCGGUUUGGAGGAGAAUGGGGAAUUGCAGGAAGAGAAGAUGGUCAAACGGGAUCAAGGGUCUGGUUGCUCCAACUCGAACGGAUCGCUGGGAUGCUGUGGCGCCGGUGCCGGCGCCGGUUCGGCCAAGGUUCAGACUCGCGUUGUCGAAGGCGCUAUCAAGGUCCGACAAGGAGGCUACAAGAUGAUUGUUUGUGGACCUGCUUCGAUGAUUGUAAGUCGCGUGCAUCUCGUCAACAUCAUCAGAAAGCAUCUUCUGACCUGGAUCGAAUUUCUCUUCCACAGGUCGAAACCCGACAAACGCUCUCUCGGAUCCCGCUCGCCAAACAAGUCAAGUUGGGUGGCAUAGGCUUACACAUCGAGGCGUACGGAGUCUAG
Molecule: messenger RNA, 2475 nt
Organism: Microbotryum saponariae
Lineage: Eukaryota; Fungi; Basidiomycota; Microbotryomycetes; Microbotryales; Microbotryaceae
Source: the annotation of a GenBank genome assembly